Molecule: messenger RNA, 631 nt
Organism: Saccoglossus kowalevskii
Lineage: Eukaryota; Metazoa; Hemichordata; Enteropneusta; Harrimaniidae
Source: RefSeq, a predicted model, not a curated record
AUGCCAAAAUGCGAUAAGGCAAAAACACUGUACGGCUUGGGGUUUUCCGCCGUUUUCACUCUCGGUCUCGGCAUUGUUUUACUCUGCACGGGAUAUUGGAAAUCAGACGCCGAUCAGAAGGUUAUUUCCUACGUCUACCUAGCGGGCAGUGCCGUCUUUUUUGGCAUAAUUCUCCUCAGGUUGUGUAUGAUGAGCGACAACCCUUGCGUUAAAAAGAUUCUGAUUGGACUACAUUUACGCGAUGAUAGAAAUCAGCUGGACGAGUUGGCAGUACGGCAUGCUAGUGAGAUACUUCGUCAGCAGUGCAAUACACAUGGACACAGAGCUGCGGUACAAAUUGUAGUACAUACAGGGCGCCAACUACCGCCCCACCAACAACCAGUUUGCUCCGCUCGACGAGACAACCUAGAGGAAGCCCCACCCCCAUACGAGUCAGUAGUGAACAAGAUGGGCGGAGAGGAUGGCGUCUGUUCUUCUCAAAUCCCGCUCUCAGACUUUCAAUUACCACCGGAAGACGAGAUUAAAGAAGGACUGCCCACGUAUGAAGAAGUCAUUAGAAAUGCCAUGUCUGCUGUCAACUAGCUCACUUACUAUUAUUAGUUUAUUGCAUCGUAUGUUAUUGAUAUUAUGA